AUGCCUCGUCCGACAACAGACAGGGUCAUCCACGACUACACCGCAAAGAUCCUCCCCACGACAAUGAUCCUCACCCUCGUCAUCUUCACUGUCGUUGUCUUGGUCUACAGCAUCGGCGAAAAGGCCGCCGUGCCCCGGGACGCCGCCGUUGCCUUUGCCGGCAUCGUCUUUGGUGUCUCGGGGCUGUGGCUGUUGGGACACCUCGUCAUGUACUGCCGCGGCGCGCAGGCUGUCACGCCCCCGCCUCUGGCUAUGCCUCUUCCUCUGACGGGGAUCGCGACUGGGGUCGGGGCAACGACGAUGGCUAUGCCACAGGCGCAGGUUCCGCAGGCGGCUGUUGAUGUGGUGGUGCCCCCCGCGGUCCAUCUUCAUCAGCCGCAGCAGCAGCAGCAUCAACGGAGUAUCAGCCGCCGCAAGGUUUUCCCCCGCAACUUCAACUUCACUCACAACCGCAGGAUCAGUCUUACCGGCAGGUACUAUCACCACAGCAAGAACAGCAGAACCGGCAACACGGGGAUCGGCAGCGAGGUCAACAAGCAGAAGCCCAAGCCCCAGUGCAAUACAAGCAGGAGGAACAGAGAAAGCAAGAGUCCCAUCAAAGACUAA
Messenger RNA from Colletotrichum fioriniae, 606 nucleotides. The record is from RefSeq and is a predicted model, not a curated record. Lineage: Eukaryota; Fungi; Ascomycota; Sordariomycetes; Glomerellales; Glomerellaceae.